This is a messenger RNA of Vespula vulgaris, 6014 nucleotides long. It is a transcript of the gene SPG11, whose product is annotated as spatacsin. Gene Ontology annotation, biological process: synaptic vesicle transport; axo-dendritic transport; axon extension. The transcript has 23 exons. Bases 428 to 5833 code for a protein of 1801 amino acids. Gene Ontology annotation, cellular component: axon; synapse; dendrite. The record is from RefSeq and is a predicted model, not a curated record. NCBI's taxonomy places the organism in Eukaryota, Metazoa, Arthropoda, Insecta, Hymenoptera, Vespidae.
UUAUUAAAUAUUUUAAUUAACUCUGAUGAGAUUGGAUGAGUGUAUGAAUCAUUAAAAGAGAAAAAAAUGUAGUAUAUAACGUGCGUUUAUUUAAAUCCGAAUUUUUAUGUGAAUUAUUAUGAUAAAACAUAGUAAUACAGAAUAUGCAUUUCUCUCUAUGUUAUGUGUGUGAUCUCUGUUUGUACUAUGAAGUCUUAUUACGCAUUGUUUAGGCAUGUGAAAUAUUUGUUUUACGAAGCAACGUAACGACUAAAGUCGAAAACAUAAUCUUAAUAUCAUUUUAUAUUAUAUACGAAUGUAUGGGUCCUUUGCACUACUUAUCUUAUGUUGUCAUUCGACAGCAAUCCUCCUUAUUUUUAAUCUUCAUCAGUAAUGUAUACUUUGGAAGAUCGUAUUGUAUUUCUUUGUAAAAAAAUAUAAAUCUAAAAUGUCAGAAAAACAAACAGUAGGAGGUAUUCCGGUCGAAUGCUUGACAGGAGAAUUGGGUGCUAUAUGGUCAGGUUGGCGUAUACUAGGUGAUCGAGAAGUUGUCAGAGAAGCUUCUGCUAAAGGUACUCAUAUAAAUUUAGCUUAUAAAUAUCUGGCAUUUAGAAAGAAUUGUAGCUUGGACAAAGCAAAAAGUUAUUUCAAUGAAGAAGUGGAACUUUGGAUUCGAGAAUUAAUAAACAAAUGUCAAGUUUAUAGAGCUUCUCAUAUUUUAAAAAAUAUGGGAAAAGAUCCGACCAAGUAUAUAUUUGAAGUUUGUAUUAAAUCUAAGGAACCUGUUUUAAGAGAUUACUUAGCAAAUUAUAUGAUAAAUAAUAACGGCUUUGAUGAUGUGCAAAAGGAAGCAUGGACUAUUAUACAAAGUAUUUUACAGUAUGAAAAAAGAUACACGCUUGAAAAUCUAUUCGGGAGUACAAUAUGUAUAGAGGACAUGAUAAAUUUACCUGAAAAUAUUAAGCAAGUAUUAUGUACGGAAUUAUAUAUUCAAUUAUUUGACCCAAAAUUGUUAAGAAACAUGACAAAUAGUGUUGUAUGGAACUGUUUGUUACUAUAUAAUAAGAUUGAUACAAUUAAAUAUUGGAUUGAUAAAAGAUAUAAUACUAAUGUGAUAGUAAAAGAAACAUAUGCAAUUGAUGAAAAUUUAAAAGAUUUGAUUGAUAAUCUUACUAUUACUUCUGAAAUGAUUGAACAGAUAGAUCUCUCAGAUGCUAAUAAUCUUAUAAAAGAUUUAACAAAGAAUCAUUUCUGCAAGUAUGGGAUAUUUACCAAAACAGAACAAGAUAAUCUGAAAUUAAUGCUAGCAAGAAUAUUUAGUAGUCAACACACAUUACAAGAUUUUGAAAAAAUAUUAUCUUAUGAAAGUUGCAAUAUUAAUAAAAUUGAAUUUUUGGAGAACAUUAAUAUAAAUUAUUAUCUUGUGCAACAAAAUUAUAACGUAGAGACUACAUCAAAAGUAAAGAACUUAUAUAAUAUUCUAAAUAGAAUGAGUGAUCCGCAAUGUGAUAUUUUAGAUACAAUAACUGAUGCAGUACUUCAGAAUAUUCAUUAUAUUUCUGAUAACUUUACUGACUUUUUGAAAGAAAAUUACUUAAUUUCUUUUGCAUUAGUUUUUUUACAAUAUUGCAAGAUAGAUACUAUAUCAAGUUCUAUAAAUAAAAAUAUAGAAUUUACACAUGACAAUUUCAAAAACAUGUUAAAUAAUAAAGAUGGAUUACAAAUAGGUGCUAAUACUGUGCCAUACGAAAUUCUUUGCAAUACACUAGAAUAUAUACCGAUCAUACGAUGUAUUAUCCAAAAUCGAUCAAAGGAAAAUGAUAUUACAAUGUAUGAACUGUUAGAUGGUUGUCAAAACUUUACUGCAAGGCUAUUCUUUAAAUGGAGGUAUAAUAAUGGACCAAUACCCCAUUUUUCAAACGAAAGUUUAGCUAAGAAAUAUGGAUAUAAGGAAACAUUAACAUAUGCUUAUUAUCUAAAAGAAGGAAGACCCAAUAUGGCUUUAUAUACGCUUAAACAUCCACAAGGCAAAUCUCUUGGAACUAUCUCUUCUAGAAUGAAGUGUAAAGCAGCUUUCUAUGCCCAUAGUUUUGCUUUAAAAAAUUUAAAUAACUCUGAGAUAAUCUGUAGCUGUAUUUCAUUUCUUGAAAUGUUAGGAAUCAAUUCUGAAAUUUUGAGAUUACACAUUAGUGCAGCAGAUUAUGUCCAGAAAACUCUUAAUAUUUCUAUUGGACAUCUACUGGAAUCUAUUAUGUUUAAAAAUCAAAAUAAUUUGCAAACUAUAAUGUUAUAUUUGGAAAACAGUUUCCAGUCGUAUCUAAACGAUAAUGUAAUCAAUGAACUGACUCUGUUUUUCGAUGCAUUGAAAACUUGGAAGUUUAUAGUACAAUUUGCAAGGACUCAUGAUUUUUUUUUACCUGAUACUCUUCUAAAAUACUUAGCCCAAAAAGAUUUAUGGUUUGAGUUUAUAUUGGUGGGACAUUUUUUUGCUUAUUCUACAUCUCAAAUUUUAACACUUGCAAAAGAAUUUCAAAAUAUAAACAUACGUGAACAUUUGUUAACCUGUUUGAAUACAGAGUCUACAAGUGUUUUGUUACAUUCCAAAUAUGAGACAAAAUUGAAAUCCAGAGAUGUAAGACAAUUUUUAUAUUGUAAGAUUGGAUUAAAGCAAAACGAAGUACCUUUAUCUUCCAGUGCAUCGUCUUCAUUAACAGAUAGUAGCAGCUGCAAUACAUAUUCAACUGCAUCUGAAAAAAUUUCAUUUGCUGAUAAUAUAUUUUCUUCGGAUGAUGAUUUAUGGAUGACAUUUUUAAAGUGUCAUCAUAGUCAGGAUCCACCUGGUGCAUUACUGCAUGUAUCUCACAUUACUUUAAGACCUAUAUUGAUUAUUUUGGCAACUUGUUAUGAGCCAUCAUUAACUGCUGCAUAUUGCUAUUCCUGGAUGGUAAUAUCUACAGCAAAUAAAAGUAUUCUCUCUGAUUAUGCAGAAUGUCUAGAUCAGAUAAUGUGGCCAGCUAAUAAAGUGUUAGAAUUGAUACCAAGAUUAGUAUCUUAUGGAUACGUUUGUACAUUAAGUAGAGCAUUCAAAAUUUUCAUGCCUGACAGCAUAUUAAAUCCAUUUUUCGAAUUCCUUUUACGGUGUACAAAUUAUGGGGAAUUCAAGGAGUGUCAACAAUACUUGAAGGACUUUAAAAUACAAUCUUCAACACUUAUAUGUAGUAAAAUUGUUAAUUGGGAAUCAGUUGAUGACACGUACUUGAAGAAUUUUUAUUGGGUUGCAUUGUUAGUUGCAAAAUGUAUUGUAGUGGCACUUGCUCAUAAUUUUCGAAGUACGCAGUUACAGAUACAUUUCUUGAGUUCUCUAUCAAAGUGCAAUUUUCAUUGUGGAUUGCCAGUUGACAUACCCAAUUUUCAAAACCUUUUAAACAUUACAAAGGUUUUGUUGAAAACCGAGAUUACAAUGAAUUUUGCAGCCUUCACUGUGACAGACAAUGUAUAUUGUUAUGACCAAGAAAUCAAUAGAUGUAUUGAUCGUUUGGUAGAACUUAAAGAUUAUGUCAAUGCGUUACAAAUAUGCAGUAUAACAGCAAGAGAUACAACAGAAAUAAUACUUGCUCAGUAUCGUAAUGAAUUUGAACAUCAUGCAAGUACUAAAAGUAAACUAGAAAAAUCGUUUUGGAAACGAUGUACAGAUGAUUUUAAAAAAUAUAAUGUGCCAUCUAAAAAGGUAGCAGAGUUUCUAGUUGAGCAUGCUGAAAAAGUUCUUUCUCACAAAGAAAGAUAUGAAGUAUUGAAGUUUGCUUUUGAAACAUUGAAAGAGAGUCAAAUAGAGCAACAGACUAUUGAUACCUUAGAAAUGGCUAUGUGGAAAUCAUGUAUUUUAAUAGCUCCUAAUAACGUUUUAUUAGAAUAUGAGGGAGAAAUCUUACAAAAAUUAAAAACUGAAUUACUGUCAGGAUUGAAUAAGUUACAAGUUACAUGCACUUUAGCUGAUGCUAAUGAAACUAGUGCUGCUGAAUAUUUAAUUAAUAAAUUAAUAGAUGCAGGCAAACUUGAUCUUGCCUUGAGGAUUAGUACAAUAUUUAAUUAUAAACAUAGAGAUUUGCAAGUAUUAAUGCUGUGUUUAAGUUUGGCAGAAGGAGAAUUAUCAUAUACAGAAUUAACAUUGCAACAAAAAUAUUUUCUCAUCGAAGGUGAUAAAUGUGUACCACAAAAAUACAAUAUUCUAAAAAAUCGUGGACUUCAAAAACUAUCAUCGACAUCGUCGUUGAAUACAAUUGGUAUAGAAUCCGGUAAAAUAAUCGACGUAAAAAGUACUCCUGUCCGACAGCAUCAAAUCGAAUGUAUGUCUGUGUUAGAAAAAUUAAUGAAAACACUUCGUAAUGGGACUGAUAUAGGUUCUAGAAUAUUUUUAUGUUAUAAGCUUGCAAUACGAUUAGGAAAAUCGUACCAGUCGCUAAUAAAAUUAGACGAACCUGUUCAACUUUUGCAAGAAGUAACAGAUAGUAACAUUGAUAAUAAGUUUGAGACUGCAAAUGAUAUCAUAAUAGCGUAUAAAAUUAAAAGCAAUGAAAUUGCAUUGUUUUUAACGAAAAAUAUUGUAGAAAGCAUUACCAAAGCAAUAGAAGAAAAACAAGAUGAUUCAAUAACGAUGUGGGGCUGUCCUUUAGAUGCAAGUUUUCAUUUAAUAAUGGAAUUGUGUAGUGAUAUUUCCAUCUUAGGAUUAAAUCUCUUAGAAACAGCAAACAAGCUAAUGGGCUAUUCUCAAGGGGAAAAGAGAGAUGUUUCAACUUUAAAGACAAUAGUAGAAUUGUUAAUCAGGUCUCACGAUUGUUUUACUGCUUGUUGUAAUAUGGAAGGAAUAGCAUCUAUAUUACGAAAAUGUCAGAACAUUGCAAAUACUCUGCAAUAUCGCAAGUAUUGGACAUUAUUGGUUCGUCUCGUAACAGGGGUUGGUCGCUUCACGGAAAUGAAUUAUAUUUUCCAAAUAUUAAAAGAGAACGAUCAAUUUGAGUUUUUACUUGGGAAAGGCUUACACAAGGUGCCCGGUCUAAAAACAGCAUUACUAGAGUUUUUAAAACGUAAUUGUCCAGAAAAUAAAGAACUCUUUACUUUAGUAGCAUUACACUUUCGUCUUUACUACGAAAUCGCUUUAAUGUGGGAAAAUGAAGCGAAGGAAGCAACGAAGGAACUUAUAUCCGAUUUGGCAAGAGAACAUGGAAAAGCAGCGGGUCCUUCUCAAACGGAGUUGAAAUUAAUUAAAAAUGAAAGUGUACAACAAAAAUUGGAAAUAAUAGUAAUGAACUUUACCCACGCAGCGCAAUAUUACUUACAAGAUAAUAAAUUACAUCUUGCAAACAAGUGUUGUCAACAAGCGCAACUCGUUGCUCUGCAAAUCGCAUUACUUGGCACAACUUCGAAUCAAUAUACGAUAUGUAUCUUAAAUUUAAAAAGCGAUCAAAUCGAUAAAAUUCUUUGCGAGACGUUAAAUUUUCAACAAGCUCUUAUAGUUACCGGCGCUUAUAAUCAUCAUCCAGAUUGGGCAAAUAUUAUUUACAGUCACUAUAUUCUUAACGGGGAGAUAAAGUACCUGAAAGACUUCGCUACGGUAAUAAAGCUUUCAUCUAAUGUAGUUGAAGACUGCGCGCGUAGGUAUAGAUCCGAAAAAAAUCUUACUUAUGGUAUGAAAAAUAAUAUGAAAACAUUAAUAUCCGAAUUGGUAGACGUCGAAUGUAAAUAUAUGUUAGCAAGCCAAUUAGGAUUUAAGGAAAUCGUUGAAGUUAUACUCAAUAGUCCUGCUACAGCUGCUUACCUCAAAGAUACAGUAUGGAAAAAGGGUUACAAGGCAUCAUGAUUAACGAUGAUACAUUCCAUUUAUAAUGUAUUGAUUGCACUAAUUUUUAUAUUGGAAUGAAGAAAAAAAGAAAACAAAAGACAAGCCAUUAGAAACGCAAGUCUUGAAACGUAUAAAAACUAUAUAUUUUGCUACGUCGAUCCUGCUACAAUAUAAAAAAUAAAUUGUAUUUUUUAUAUAA